Molecule: messenger RNA, 800 nt
Organism: Anastrepha ludens (Mexican fruit fly)
Lineage: Eukaryota; Metazoa; Arthropoda; Insecta; Diptera; Tephritidae
Gene: Pfdn5
Product: probable prefoldin subunit 5
Exons: 3
Coding region: 140-622 (160 amino acids)
Biological process (GO): regulation of DNA-templated transcription; protein folding
Cellular component (GO): cytoplasm; prefoldin complex
Source: RefSeq, a predicted model, not a curated record
UUCGAAUAGCGACUCAUCGAAAUCGUGUGUGGUUUUGUCCAAAGAGGUGGGGAGAUUCUUAUUGGCUCGAGAUUUGGAAACAUUUGUUAAGAUUUUAGCGUUUUAAAGGAUUAUUUAUAAAUCAGAAACAAUUUAAAACAUGUCAGCGAGUAGCAGCAAUGAUAAAACCGAGCAAAUUGAUUUGGCGAAGCUGAGUCUUGAGCAAUUGAUGCAAAUCAGACAAGAAAUGGAGAAGGAAAUCAACAGCAUUCAGGAAUCUCUCCAAACACUAUAUAGCUGUAAAGCGAAAUAUGCCAGCUCAAAAGAAGCUCUGGAAUCAUUCCAACCUGAAUGGCAGAAUCGCCAAGUUUUGGUUCCACUAACGAGUAGCAUGUACGUACCAGGUCGCAUUAAGGAUCUCGACAACUUUGUAAUCGAUGUUGGUACAGGUUAUUAUGUAGAAAAGAAUUUAGAAGGAUCCAAGGACUACUUCAUGCGCCGUGUAGAUUAUGUGCAAGAACAAAUUGAAAAAAUCGAAAAAAUUCGAAUACAGAAGAGUAGGUUCCUAAACGCUGUUGCUGGAGUGAUGGAGAUGAAACAGCUUGCACUCGCGAAGCAGAUGCAACAACAACAAACCGCAUAAGGACCCAACGAAUAAAUUACAGCUACAUAAGGAAAACAGUUUUCCUAUCAGAUUAAAUUCUGAUGCAUUUCAGAGUUUCUGAUCAAGAAACAUGGCUUGGAAUGGGAAAAUUCAAUUCAAAAUAAAUAGAAAUUAAAAUUCGAACACCAAUUACACACAAAUUGAUCUAUGUAUUUAA